This is a messenger RNA of Bombus pyrosoma, 11817 nucleotides long. RefSeq names its product dynein axonemal heavy chain 12 (gene Dhc62B). The record is from RefSeq and is a predicted model, not a curated record. Gene Ontology annotation, cellular component: dynein complex. Gene Ontology annotation, biological process: microtubule-based movement. Bases 1 to 11817 code for a protein of 3938 amino acids. The transcript is spliced from 30 exons. NCBI's taxonomy places the organism in Eukaryota, Metazoa, Arthropoda, Insecta, Hymenoptera, Apidae. Gene Ontology annotation, molecular function: ATP binding; minus-end-directed microtubule motor activity; dynein light intermediate chain binding.
AUGUCAGACGCAGAAGAAAAGGAAAGAAUAAUAUGCGAAGUAACUGCAACGUCUGACACCAAAUUUUGCUGCAAUAUGGAGCAGUUGUCUAAAAAUGCAAUUAAACUUCGAAAGAUCAAUGAUGAGAGUGGAGAUGCGCGGAAGGUAUUGGAAUUAAUGGCAACGAAGUCAAAGAUUCGUCAUGAAAGGAAAGAAAGUAAUUGUCAGGUUAUUAACGAAUGCCAACUGGAACAGCCUCAGAGUUUCUACUUCGCGAAGAUGAAAGAGUUUGCAAAUAACUUGCCCGCAAAUACCCUGUUACCUGAACAGGAAGACUCCAUACGAGGUUUAAUAUCGGCUGGGUUACGAUACAAGUACGCGAAUAUUUUCGAGGAACAAAUGCUCGAAACGAAGAUACGUUAUUACGAAGCGAUGCACGAUUUAGCUGUGAAAAGAGUAGUAGCGAUCGAAUGUCAAGAUGCGUGUAAUGUAGAUUUAGAACAAAUUCCUCCGUAUAAACUUGCUGGGCGGACAGAAUUUUAUUCAAAGUAUUUAAAACAUCGAUGCGCGAUUAGAAAAAAGUAUUAUUUACCUCAUAGAUUGAUGAGGAACAUUGUUGCAAAAGCUCAUAUCUUGAUGCCAGAGUGGAUUUGUAAUUUCGGCCGAUAUCGAUUGGAAUUUGAUUAUCUUGAUUUCAACAGGUUCUUGGAUUUGGUGGAAAACGAUACGAAAAAAGGCGCGCUGAUGAUCAGCAGUACCUAUUACAGCGACAUCGUGCGAUUAAUUUCUCAACCCCGCUACAUUUACGACGUGCCUCAACCCUCUUUGCCAGACUUUCUCAAUUGCGCUAAUAAUUUGCUCGCGCUUCAAGUGGUCACGCGCAUGAUAAACACUAUUGAAUACUUGCUUCAAGUUUUAAAAGACAAACAAUCGGUGCCUUUAUUCAAGUUACAUUUAAAAUGCGAGAACAACAAGCUAUUUCUUAGUCCGACGAUGCGUGAGAUAUGUCACGCAUUUCAUAGCAUAGUUGAUCAAAUUAGUCAUGUCGGUCAACAAUUACCGCCACUGGAUUCUUGGGUCGGUGUAAAGAUUCAGUGCGAGAACAUUAAAGCUGUAUUACCAGAACUAUAUCUAGAAGAAACGCAUCGACGUCUCGCAGAGAUUUUACAAGAUACUUUCCAACCUUUUAGUAGUUACAUUGAAGAAUUGUCUAACAAAUUUCAUGUUGUUUUCGAUCCAGAAACGCACAAAAAUAUCGUUGCUUACGUUAAGACGGGACGCACGUUUCAAGAAUGUGUAUCCAAAGUUGAAGAUUUUAACCAAUUCAUUAGAGAAAUAAAUGGCAUGCCGGAUCAGGAAUAUUUUUCGAUCGGAAUAAUUCAUCAAGUCGCAGCAAAAGCAGGACUUCUUUAUUAUACGGAAGAAGUACGUAAGCUGAUUAUCGAGAAGUUGGUCGAAACCCAUCGAAAUUACAAUCUUGAAAUUUGUGAUACGUUCGAAAUGAUCAGAGAACGUGCUUUAAACAUUCCUCAUACUACUAAAGAAUUACUCGAAUUAGGUGAAUAUAUGUUAAUUGCUGCAUCAACGUUAAUGAGAUCGUUAGAAGAAAAAAUUACUUUAUCGUUGCGCAUGAUGGCGUCAUUAAUCGGGAUGACAGCAUUAACCAAAGAUCAUAUCGAAUUGAAUAACACCACUAUUCAUUGGUUAAAGCGGAUAAGACCGGUAUUCGAACAGAAUAGCGCAGCGUAUGAGCAAAUUAAAUUUGAAUUAGAGGAGAAACUUCAGAAAAGAAUCGAAGAUUUAAACGCGGAUGUAGAAAACAUGUUUCCUAGAUUGAAAAUUAUGAACGAUAUGGAUGACGCAAAUCGAAUACGGGAAUAUAUAGAAUAUAUGCGAAAGUUUGCGCGUGAUUUAGAUCGUAUGGAUGAGAGAACGACAUGCAUCAACGACGAGGAGAAACUUUUCAAAUAUCCUCUCUCGGAAUAUCCACGAAUCAAUGAAUUGAAAGAAAAUAUAAUGCCAUAUUAUGAAUUAAUUUAUCGUGGUUACCAGUGGCAAAGACAUCGAGAUGUUUGGUUAGAUGGCCCGUUUGAGUACUUGGACUCAAACGAUAUCGAAAAUAAGGCAACUGAUUAUUUUACUAAUUUUAACAAAAUCAGUAAACAGUACAAAACAAGAAUAAAGUUGGAAAUCGCAAUGAAUUACCCGCAUAGUUUCAAGGGAUCGCCAGACGAACCAGACCCUUUCCAACAGCCGGCGCCCUUAAAACUUUGUCAUCAACUUAUCGAAGAUAUCAAGUGGUUCAAGCAAUAUAUACCGUUGCUAGCUGUUUUUCGAAAUCCCGCGAUCCGCCAAAUCCAUUGGGAUGAAAUGUCGGCUAUAGCCGGUUUCGAUCUUACUCCUGAUGCCGGGACAAUAUUUCGAAAAAUUAUAAAUAUGAAUUUAAUGGAAGAUUUGGAAAAGUACGAAACGAUAAGUAUAAGCGCAACAAAACAACUUAUGCUUGAGGAAUUAUUAGCAAAAAUGAUCAGCGAAUGGGAUGAUGUACUAUUUACCAUUUCUCUUUAUAAAGACUCAGGAGUAAACAUCUUGACGCAAUUAGAUGAUAUUUAUGCUCUAUUGGAGGAACAUAUUAUAAAAACUCAAACAAUGCGAGGUUCCGCGUUUGUCAAACUUAUCGAGGAAGAAGUUAAAAAUUUUUACUUUCUUCUACUUCGAAUACAGUCAACGAUCGAAGAAUGGACCAAAGUUCAAGUACAAUGGAUGUAUUUGUUACCCAUCUUCUCAAGUAAAGAUAUCGUAGCACAGUUACCCGAUGAAGAAGUACUGUUCGUUCAAGUCGACAGAAUAUUUCGUAGCGCAAUGAGUGGUGUUGCAAAGGAUCCUCGUGUACGAGAAACUGCCGGUUCCGUGGGUCUUCUAGAAAUCAUGCAGGAGGCUAAUGAAUUAAUGGAAAAGGUAAAUGAUGGAGUACUAAACUACUUAGAGAAGAAGAGACUUUUCUUCCCAAGAUUUUUCUUUUUGAGUAACGACGAUAUGUUAGAAAUACUGUCUGAAACAAAAGAACCCUUUCGAGUCCAACCCCAUCUUCGAAAAUUAUUCGAAGGGAUAAAUAAGCUGCGAUUUGACGAAGAUAUGGAAAUAUGUUCGAUGUUUAGCGAAGAUUACGAAGAGGUUAGAAUGCAAGAAAAAAUUUCAACCAUUGCCGCAAGAGGCUGCGUAGAACGAUGGCUUAUUCAAGUCGAAGAACAAAUGUCAAUAUCUGUAAGGCAUGAAAUCCUUAUGAGUUACCUUGAUUAUGAAGUUAAUAAACGGGUCAUAUGGGUAUGUAUAUGGCCUGGUAUGGUCGUCCUAUGCGUUUCUCAAAUUUACUGGAGUAUGGAAGUUCAAAAUAGUCUCAUGACCCAUAUUCCUUCGACAAUGGAAACACUGCAUACUAAACUUAGAUCUCAAAUCUUAGAGAUGGUUGAGUUAGUCAGAGGACAAUUAUCGAAACAAAAUAGAACUACGUUGAAUGCUCUUAUUACUCUGGACGUGCAUGCUAUGGAUGUGGUAAAAUCGUUGAUCGACAAGAAAAUCAUAAACGAAACGGAUUUUGAUUGGUUAGCGCAAUUGCGCUACUAUUGGGAAGACAAUGUGUUUGUUAGAAUUAUAUAUACAGCUGUGGCUUACGCAUACGAAUACAUUGGAAAUUGUCCUCGCCUCGUUAUUACUCCUCUGACAGAUAGGUGUUAUCGCACUUUAAUCGGUGCAUACUCGUUACACUUGAACGGUGCACCGGAAGGUCCAGCUGGUACCGGUAAAACAGAAACGACGAAAGACUUAAGCAGAGCUAUAGCGAUACAAUGCGUGGUUUUCAAUUGCUCCGAAGGUCUCGAUUAUAAAAACAUGGGAAAGUUCUUCAAAGGUCUCGCUUCGUGCGGAGCAUGGUCUUGUUUCGAUGAGUUUAACAGGAUCGAACUAGAAGUAUUAUCUGUAGUUGCGCAGCAAAUGCUUUCCAUCACCCAGGCAGUACGAGCUAAAUUGGAAACGUUUGUCUUCGAGGGCACUGAAUUGAGGUUAAAUCCUGCCGUUUACGUUUGCAUCACAAUGAACCCUGGCUACGCAGGUCGUACAGAGCUGCCAGACAAUUUGAAAGUCCUAUUCAGAACUGUAGCAAUGAUGGUACCGGAUUACGCUAUGAUCGCUGAAAUAUUUCUUUACUCCUCUGGAUUUAGUAGCGCUCGAGAACUCUCUACGAAAAUCGUAACGACGUACAAGUUAUGCUCCGAGCAACUGUCCACGCAAUCUCACUACGAUUAUGGCAUGCGAGCUGUGAAAACAGUCUUAACAGCCGCGCAAAACAUUAAACUACAAUUUCCAGACGAGGACGAGUCCAUGCUUCUACUUAGAUCCGUGAUCGAUGUGAAUUUACCAAAGUUCUUGGCGCACGAUGUUCCACUUUUCCAAGGUAUCGUAUCCGAUCUGUUUCCUGGAUUGGAACUUCCGUCUCCAAGUUAUGAAGUACUUUUAAGAGCGGUUUACGAGGUUGCUGACAAAUACAACUUGCAACCAGUGGAUGGUUUUCUCCUAAAAAUCAUACAAACGUUCGAAAUGAUGAUCGUUCGUCACGGAUUUAUGCUUGUUGGAGAACCAUUCGGUGGGAAGACCUCGGUUCUCCAUACUUUGGCCGAUGCUCUAACCUUAAUGCAUGAACGGGGCGAUGAGAACGGAGCGACGACGAGAUAUUAUACGAUUAAUCCGAAGUCUAUAACGUUAGGACAGCUAUACGGAUGUUUCGAUCCGGUUUCAUCCGAAUGGACGGACGGUGUAUGCGCUGUUAUAUUUCGAACGUAUGCCGCCGAAGACUCGCCGGAUAGAAAAUGGAUUAUUUUCGACGGACCAGUCGAUGCACUGUGGAUCGAGAACCUGAAUACCGUUCUCGACGACAAUAAAAAGCUUUGCCUAACGUCCGGUGAAAUAAUACAAAUGUCCAACGUGAUGUCCAUGAUCUUCGAAGUGAUGGAUCUUGCACACGCAUCGCCCGCCACAGUGUCCCGCUGUGGAAUGAUAUACGUAGAGCCGCGCGUUCUUGGCUGGCAGCCAUUCGUUCAAUCUUGGAUAAAUAAACUGAAUCCCGCGUGGAAGGAAGGUCAAGAGAAAAAUAUCCAGGAACUGUUCAAUUGGUUGGUGGACCCAUGUUUGGAAUUUAUUCGAAAAUCCUGCCGCAAAAUCAUCAGUGCUGGUCAAAUUCACGAGGUUGUAUCAACGAUGACUCUUUUCGAAAUGUUUAUGGAAGACGCGGUAGAACAGAAUCCAAAAACGUACGAUCAAUUCAUUGUGCCUUGGCUACAGGCAUCUAUACUAACUUCGAUAGUUUGGGGAGCCGCCGGUACGUUGGAUUACGCUUCCCGUGUCAAAUUCAACGCGUACUAUUUGACUUUCUGGAAGAACGAACAGAAGGAUCACCCGCUUCCCGAAUUUCUCAUCGAAUCCCUGAUCUCUAUCCCAACAGAUGAAUUGAUUCACGAUUGCUUUUACACGUACCGAGGACGAGGAGCGUGGAGACGUUUCUCUGACCUGGCAAGGCAAGAAGAGUAUUCGGAUACCGGAAGCAUUGUCCAGUUAAUGAUCCCUACCAUCGACACAGUAAAAUAUCAAAAUCUAUUUUUAAAGCACGUUAAUCAUCGUAAACGUUUUUUAUUGUAUGGGGAGACAGGGACCGGGAAAAGUUUCUACAUCAAGGAUUUGAUCAUGAACAAGUUAAACGAACAAGAAUAUCUACCAAAUUUCGUUACAUUUACUCCGCAUAUUACGGCUGCACAGACGCAGGAGCUGAUCGUGUUAAAAUUAUACAAGAGACGCAGAAAUCAAUUUGGUCCUUUGUCGGGCACACACUGCAUCGUAUUUAUCGAUGAUGUCAACAUGCCUGCGAAAGAAACGUUCGGUGCCCAACCGCCGAUCGAGCUGCUCCGGCAAUUUUUCGAUCAUAAAAUUUGGUUUGAUCUAAAGCAACCGGAAAUAAUUUAUAUAUACGAUACAAUGUUCAUCUGCGCGAUGGCCCCGCCAGGUGGUAGUAGGCAAGAAUUAUACCAAAGAUUCCUGAGGCAUUUCAACCUGUUUAGCAUCGACAACUUCACCGAGGAUACUAUCAUCAGAAUUUUUACGAAUAUCGCGUUUAUCGGAUUGCAACGGAAUGGUUUCACCACAGCAGUUAUGCCGACCAUCAUGGAGAUUGUAAACGCGACUAUGAACAUUUUCCAGGACGCUCAGAAAGAACUCAGACCGACCCCAGCGAAGUCCCAUUAUCUCUUCAACUUACGUGACUUUUCUCGGGUGAUAACUGGAUGCACGAUGAUCAGCGAGGAGUCCGUGAAAUCGAAAUCGGAUUUCACAAAAUUGUGGGUUCAUGAAACUCUGAGGGUCUUUGGUGAUCGUCUAAUCGAUACAAACGACCGACAAUGGUUGUUUUUAAAGAUCAAGGAAGUAGUUGGAAGUAAUCUCAGAGAGUCGUUCGAGAUGGUGUUUGAUUAUUUACCAAAAUUUAACGACCAGUUAACGGAACAAAGUCUACGGAGUCUCGUAUUUGGUACUUUCAUGGAUAUAGAUACGAUUCCGAGCGAUCGUCGUUACGAAGAAGUAAAAUCGAUAGAGGAGUAUUCGGAAGUAGCAAUUUCUUGUCUCGAGGAAUAUAAUCUUACACACAGGCACAAGAUGGAUAUCGUUUUGUUUCGUUACGCUUUGGAACAUCUCGCAAAAGUCUGCCGCAUAUUGGUAAUUCCUUGCGGAAGCUUACUAAUGGUUGGCGUAGGUGGAUCCGGUAGACAAUCGUUAACAAGAUUAGCUUCCAAUAUGACCGGUCUCGGUAUUUUCCAGCCAGAGAUAGGUAGCGCAUAUGGCAUACAAGAAUGGCGGGACGAUAUAAAAAAGGUGCUCAUGAAUUCCGGCGGCGCAGGCAAGGACUUCGUGUUCUUACUCACCGAAGGGCAAAUUAAAAGUGAAAUUUUCCUGAACGACAUCGACAGUUUGUUAAAUUCAGGCGAGGUGCCAAAUCUAUUUACUAUCGAGGAAAGACAGGAAAUUAUUGAAAUGGCACGGUUACCAGCUCAGGGUGGUGAUCGAAAUUUAGACAUAUCGGUACUCUCGAUCCUAGCCUUCUUCGUGAAUCGUUGCAAAGAGAAGUUACACAUAAUGCUAUGCUUCAGUCCCAUCGGGGACACCUUCAGAAUUAGACUCCGACUUUAUCCGAGUCUCGUGAAUUGUUGCACGAUAGAUUGGUUCGAUGUAUGGCCAGAGGAUGCUCUCGAACAGGUAGCACUACGCAGCACCACUGCAAUCGAUAUCGAUGAACAAGUGAAGAUCAACGCAGUGAUCGCGUGUAAAUUUUUUCACGUUUGCGCCAAAGAUAUUAGCACUCGGUUUUACAAUGCCACAGGCAGGCAAACUUACAUCACAACGGCCGGAUUUCUGGAUCUCAUACGAACUUAUGCAGAACUGAUGAAAGAGAAACAAGAAGCACUUAUUCUCGCGAGAGAUAGAUAUAUCAGCGGAUUGGAUAAAUUAGAAUACGCGGCCGAACAAAUUGGUCGAAUGAGAGUAACGCUUUCGGAAUUACGGCCUCAACUUGAAGCGUCUGCCAAGGAGACGGCCGAUACUAUGAAGAGAAUUGAAACCGAAAAUAUCAGCGUGGAAAAGGCAAGGAUCAUGGUAAAGAGAGACGAAGAUAUAGCGAAUGUACAGGCCGAAAUAGCGAGAAAUUUGAAGACAGAAUGCGAGGCGGAUUUAGCGCAGGCUUUGCCAGCUCUAGAAGAUGCAAUAGCCGCUCUAAACACUCUAAAGCCAGCAGACAUAACGGUUGUAAGGACAAUGAGAAGUCCUCCAGCCGGGGUAAAACUCGUAAUGGCUGCGGUAUGCGUGAUGUUAAGCAUACCCCCUCUCAGAGUUGAAGAUCCAGCUACCGGUAAAAAAGUACUCGAUUACUGGACUCCAAGCAAACGUUUAUUAGGUGACAUGAGAUUUUUGGAAACUUUACGGCAGUACGAUAAAGAUAACAUUCCACCGCAUAUAAUGCAGGAAAUCAAAACGACGUACAUGACCGAUAAGAACUUCGAACCGAAAAUUGUAGCUAGAGCAUCCUCGGCUGCCGAAGGUCUCUGCAAAUGGGUGAGAGCGAUGGUUUUAUACGACGAAGUGAUCAAAGUAGUUGGACCGAAAAAGGCGAAGUUGGAAGGCGCGCAACGAGAUUUCGAAAAUACUAUUAAAUUUUUGAACGAGAGACGUGAAAUGCUGGCCGAAUUGACCGAAAGAUUAGAACUUCUUAACGAACGUUUAAAUGUAACUCUCGCCAAGAAGAUCGAGUUGGAGAACGAGGUGUCAAACUGCAGAAAUAAGUUGAUUCGUGCCGAAAAAUUAAUUAGCGGCUUGGGAGGAGAAAAAAAUCGUUGGAUGACUGCAGCAGCAAAUUUACAAAGUUCUUACGAUACUUUGCCAGGAGAUAUUUUAAUUUCCUGUGGCAUGAUAGCGUAUCUAGGACCGUUCACGUCUAACUACCGUAUCGAAAACUUGGAAAAGUGGAUAGACUAUGUUAACAGCUUGAAUAUCCCAUGCUCGAAAAGUUACGAUUUCGUUGAAGUACUCGGCACUGAGAUAAAGAUCAAUUCUUGGAAUAUAUUUGGGCUACCUCGAGACUCGUUCUCCACCGAGAACGCCAUUAUCAUGGAUAAUUCGAAGAGGUGGAGCUUGUUCGUUGAUCCUCAGAGUCAAGCGAAUAAAUGGAUUCGUAACAUGGAGAAGCAAAAUGAACUUGAAAUCAUCAAGAUAACGGAUAAGGAUUACAUGAACAUCAUAGAACAAGCACUAGAGUAUGGAAAACCAGUAUUAAUAGAGAACGUUCUUGAAGACUUGCCACCACCUCUUGAUCCGAUAUUAACAAAGGCGAUAUAUAAAAUGGGUGCCUUGUGGUAUAUCACGCUUGGUGAAAAGUCAAUUGAAUACAGUUUGAGGUUUAGACUGUAUAUUACGACGAAACUACGCAAUCCGCAUUAUCUACCAGAAAUUUUCAACAAAGUAACCGUGAUCAAUUUCGCGUUAACGAUUGGUGCUUUAGAAGAUCAGUUGUUAGGUAUUGUGGUUGCAAAGGAGAGGCCCGAUUUGCAGGAAAAGCGAGAAUAUUUAAUCGUUCAAAGUGCCGCGAAUAGACAAGCUUUGCAACAAGUGGAGGAUAAUAUUUUGAGAACUUUAUCGGCGUCAGGAGCUAGCAUAUUGGAGGACGAGGAAGCCAUAGAAAUUUUGGACUCGUCCAAAAUUCUCUCUAUCGAUAUAUUUAAGAAGCAAGCUGCCGCGAAGAAAACGGAGGCGCAAAUCGAAGAAUUCCGACAAAAUUAUAAGCCCAUCGCAAGACAUAGUUCCGCUCUCUACUAUACGAUCACCGAUCUACCCAACAUCGAUCCUAUGUAUCAAUAUUCUUUGACUUGGUUUAUCAACUUAUACAUCAAUUCCAUCGAUACUGCGAACAAAAGUAAAAUUCUCGAAAGAAGACUCGCGUUUCUACGAGAAACUUUUACUUAUAAUUUGUACCAAAAUGUCUGUAGAUCUCUAUUUGAAAAGGACAAGAUUUUGUAUUCGUUUGUCUUAUAUACGACAAUUUUAAUAUCGGAGAACACGAUCACGAGAGAAGAAAUGACAUUCUUUCUAUCUGGAGGCGUCGCAUUGGCUGCGAUACCUGACAAUCCGGCGUCUAACUGGCUUCCACCUAAAUCUUGGGGAGAAAUUUGCAGAGUUCAUAUAUUACCUAGCUUCGCCGAUUUUCAAUCAAACUUUAUUCGCAAUUUAAACAGAUGGAAGCAGUAUUACGAUUUAUCGAAUCCGGAAAACUCACCAAUACCGGACCCAUGGGAGAAGAAUUUAACGCCUUUUCAGAAAUUGAUCGUCACAAGAAUGAUCAGAACAGACAAAGUGAUGAUCAUGAUACAACGAUUCGUUGAAGCUGGGAUUGGUUUGAAGUUUGUAUUACCGCCACCCUUUGACAUCUCCAAAUCGUUCGCAGAAUCAAAUUCUCUGAUACCAUUGAUCUUUAUUUUAUCUCCGGGCUCGGAUCCAAUGGAAGCGCUUACGAUAUUCGCAGAGAACAUGAACUUCCAUGAAAGAUUUCGUUCGAUUUCCCUCGGUCAAGGUCAAGGGCCGAUCGCUCAGAAGCUGAUUAAACAAGGCCAAAACGAUGGCGAGUGGGUGUGCCUACAAAAUUGUCACUUAGCUGCCUCUUGGAUGCCUAUGUUGGAAGAUAUCUGCGAACACCUCGAUCCUUCGAAUACACACAGCAACUUUCGUUUAUGGCUUACCAGCUAUCCUGCCACUCACUUUCCAAUUACAAUCCUACAAAAUGGUGUUAAAAUGACAAACGAACCUCCAACUGGAUUGCAGAACAAUAUUAUGAGGUCCUACAAAGCAGAAGCUAUCAAAACCAUGGAUUUAUUUGAUACGGAACCCAAUAAAAAGAGAGCGUACUCGAAGUUGCUAUAUGCUUUAUGCUUCUUUCAUGCUGUAAUACAGGAAAGACGAAAUUACGGCGCUCAGGGUUGGAACAUAAAAUACGGUUUCAACGAAUCGGACCUUCAAAUAUCAGCCCAACAACUUCAUCUAUACAUAAAUGACUACGAAGAUGUUCCUUUUAAAGCUAUUAUAUAUCUAACCGGUGAAUGUAAUUACGGUGGUCGAGUCACAGAUGAUAGAGAUCGACGAUGCCUAAACACGAUAUUACAAGAUUUUUAUAAUCGGAACGUAAUUACGGACCCAAAUUAUGCCUUCGCGGAUAUCGGAUCUGAAUACACUUUACCAAAAAAGCACGAAUACGAAGAUUAUAUAAAACAAAUUCAAGGAAUUCCUUUAAAUCCACCGCCAGAAGUACUUGGAUUGCAUAUGAACGCAGGGAUUACGCGGGAUCUUGAAUUGUCGAAUGAAUUCUUUGAGUCCAUGAUGUUAGUUCAAGGAACAGUGACGAUAGGCGAUACUACUAAGCAAGACGAAAUGUUAUUGAACAUAAAAGAUGAUAUUUAUAACAGAAUGCCUGAAUUGUUUGAUAUCGAAGAAGCGCAAAAACAAUAUCCUAUUGUGUACAUGGAAUCCAUGAAUACUGUUUUGAUACAAGAAUUGAUAAGGUAUAACAUUCUUUUACAUGAGAUUCGGGGAUCUCUCGAUAUGCUAGAAAAGGCGGUAAAAGGAUUAAUAGUGAUGACUCCUGCGUUAGAGAUUCUAGCUAGUCAUAUGUUAAGCGCAAGAAUUCCACCGUCUUGGGUACAAGCAUGUGCUUAUCCAACUUUGAAACCAUUGCCAAACUUUAUCAACGAUUUUCUUGACCGGUUAAGCUUCUUUCAAAAAUGGUUAAUACAGGAUAAACCGAAAACAUUUUGGAUAUCCGGAUUCUCGUUUGUACAUGCUUUCCUUACGGCAACGACGCAAAACUUCGCGAGAAAAUACAAGAUACCCAUCGAUAGAAUUGAUUUUGAUUUCGAGGAACUUCCUACGUAUGAAUUGCAUACAUCCCCAAUUGAUGGCGUUUACGUUUACGGAAUGUAUUUGGCCGGCGCAAGAUGGGAUAUACAAAGCAUGCUACUCGCUGAAAGUUAUCCAAAAGUUCUUUGGGAGCCUAUGCCAAUCAUUUGGAUGAAACCAAAAGUAGUGGAUUCCAUUCACGUAGGAGAGCGAUACGAAUGUCCUCUUUACAUAACUUCCGCGCGUUUUGGUGUUCUUAAGACGACCGGACAUUCAACUAAUUACGUGUUAUCGAUCCUCUUAAAUACCAACUAUCCUGUUAGUCAUUGGAUUAAAAGAGGACUGGCUCUUCUUUGUCAACUUGACAAUUAA